This is a messenger RNA of Didymodactylos carnosus, 1563 nucleotides long. Lineage: Eukaryota; Metazoa; Rotifera; Eurotatoria; Philodinida; Philodinidae. The record is from the annotation of a GenBank genome assembly.
AUGGCAUCCAAGAAUAAUACAGCACAAGCGACAACAACUGAAAGAUAUGCUGAUAUAAAAAAUGAACGACCAGAAAAAAUAUUAUUACCAAUUGAAGGUUAUCAAGAUAGGCCAAUAGUUUCAUUGGAAGAGGCUGUUAAAUCGAUUGAACAUCUGGUUCCAGGUAUCGAAGUCAAAGUUUAUGUUGCCAAGCAAAAUUGUAAACGACCUUCGGCACCGUUAAAUCAAGAUGAAGCGGCUGCCAUUCAGCUUUACACAAUAGAGUCAAUAAACACUGAACAAAGCCUCUACUUUGUAUUAAAUCAAACAUUACGAUCGGAAAAUCGUCAAAAACUAAAACCAUGGUUCAGCUAUUUGAAAUUACUUCUGACAGCACUUUCGAAACUGCCAACUGUAUCGAAUACAACGGUUUAUCGUGGUGUUAAAACAGAUUUAUCUAAGUCAUACGUUAAGAAUCAGAUUGUCGUUUGGUGGGGUUUUAGUUCCUGCACACAAUCUAUUGGUCAAUCUGAACAAUUUUUGGGUAAAACUGGAAACAGGACUCUCUUCAGUAUUGAAUGUCAAAAUGGUAGAAAUAUUCAAAAUUAUUCAUUCAUUCCAGCUGAAAAUGAGAUUCUACUUUUACCGGCAAUACAUUUACAAGUCGUCAGCUCAUUGACGCCAGCCGUGGGUAUUCAUAUGAUACAACUGAAAGAAGUCAAUGCCCCAUUCCGUUUUUUAGACUUCCCCGUCUCACCUCCUACACCUGAAAAAGCUCCCACAUCUGAAACAAGAAAAGGAAAUGUAAAAGACCCUGAACCAAAAAAAGAGUCAAUAUUAAUGACGAAACCGACACCUGAAAUAAUAGCAACAACAGGUCAAUUUAAAGCAUUCGUCAUUGAUCAAUCGAAACAACCCUUUUCGGAAACCUAUCGAAAUAAACAAUUAGAACAAUUUAUAGAGAAAAAUAAAACAUCCUAUAGCUUUGAUCUAAAAGGUAAACAAUUGAAUGAUGAAGACAUGAAAAUAAUAUCGAAUGAAAUCAAAAUAAAUGGUAAUUGGAGCAAUCUUUCGUUGACUGAUAAUGAAAUAACUGGAGAACAGGUUAGAUAUUUAUGCGAAGCAUUACAAACAAACACAAAAAUAAGCACGCUCACACUGGAUACAAAUAAAUUAUCCGAUACAGGCGCAAGCUUUGUUGCAAAAUUAUUGUUGACAAAUAAGACUCUUACAUCUAUUGCUCUUAAUCAUAAUCACAUAACCGACGAAGGUAUUCUGCAUAUUUCAGAAUCACUGAAAGUAAAUACGUCUUUGCAAUCUCUUUCCCUUUGGAAUAAUCAAAUAACAGAUGAAGGUUUAUCUUCAUUAAUUCAAGUUCUAAAAACAAGUGAUAAUUUUCAAAAUUUAUCCUUCGGUGCUAAUCAAAUUACAGACAAAAGUGUCCAUCUAAUUAUAGAACUGGUGGAAAUUAGUAAUAAAUUGACUGCUUUAAAUUUAAAUGAUAAUCAAAUAUCCAAAGAUGGUGGAGAAAGAAUUAAACAAGCAGCGAAAAAAAACUGGAAUAUCCAACAUAUCUAUGUAUGA